Molecule: messenger RNA, 6066 nt
Organism: Acanthaster planci (crown-of-thorns starfish)
Lineage: Eukaryota; Metazoa; Echinodermata; Asteroidea; Valvatida; Acanthasteridae
Product: serine/threonine-protein kinase TNNI3K-like
Molecular function (GO): protein binding
Source: RefSeq, a predicted model, not a curated record
CUUGAAUUUCAUGUCACCAGUUUGUUUGUUUGUUUGUUUGUUUGUUUAAGCAGGUGUGAUGUCGGUAUUUUGCCGUGCUUGUCUCGUUUGUUAGAAUUUUCUUGACCUGCAGCCACAGCCCGCGUGCGUGCGGGCAAGCCCAUUCUUUUGCUACCUUCGGGACCAUGACACUGGGGCUGGUCCGGACAACUCGACCGUUCGCCAAGUCGAUUUCGGACAACUUGACCGUUGAGACAACUCGACUGUCCGUGCGUAAAAGGGAGAGACAAGUCGACCGUUGAGACAUGGUUGAGAGAAGUCGUCCGUUGAGACAAGUCAUCCAUUGAGACAAGUCGUACGGUGUGUGACACACAAGAUCAGCUGUUGUCAGAUGAGUAAACACUGCAUACGUGUAUUUGCUGCCAAUCCAACAUUCCCGACAAUAAACAAUGUAGAUGCACAAGGGAUGACCAGUGUAGCCAGGCACCAGUGGGAUGGGAGCCUACAAGUCCAGGCCAAUGUCAUCAUGCUCAGAGGCAUGGCUGAAACGAGUAAGGGACAGCUACAUCACACUGAGGGCCAGGGUCACACAGGACAUGACAGUUAGCAAGGAUAAGGAGCUGAGUGCAUUACAGCAAGCCUGCUGUAAUGACGACAUUGAUGAAAUCUUGCAGCUGAUUAGUGAGACAAAUAUUCACGAACGGACCAGCAAUGGGCUGACACUACUACACCUAUGUUGCUUGGAUGGAGGUUGCAAGAGCGUCAUACGUUUUCUGGCCAGGGUAGGUGCCUUUAUCAACAGUCUUAGUGUACGAGGCUUCACGGCACUUCAUGUCGCUAGCUUCAAGGGUGAUAUCGAGUUGGUAGGGGAUCUGCUGAUGGGCGGGGCUGACGUAGGGCGGAUGGGCUAUGCCUCCAUCACUGCCCUUCACUUGGCUUGCCUUUGUGGCCAUGCACAGGUUGCAGAGCUGUUGUUGAGGUACGACGCAGACCCACAUGCCCAGGAUGCUCUCAUGUUUACUCCCCUGCACUGUGCAUGCUUCUGUGGUCAUGAUCAGGUGGUCAAAUGCCUGAUCAACCACAGUGCUGACAUCAACAUGAGCAGCGAGGUCGGACUUUGUCCACUUCAUCUGGCCUGCUCCAAGGGGUUCCUCACUGUCGCCAAGUUACUCAUAACUGGCAGGAAAAACAACAAGGCUGACGUUAAUGCAUAUGACAAUGAGAAGAACACACCACUACACUACAGUGCAAGGACAGGGCACAUCGUUACUCUCAAUCACCUUCUUGACCCUGCCUGUGGUGUCAAAGGUCAGGAGGUCAAUAUAUACGGAGACACUGCUCUUCACGUUGCUUGCUAUCAUGGCAGACUUGAUGUCACCAAAGAACUUGUCUUGAGAUUGGGCCAAGAAUGUCUAGCCGUGGAAAACAUCUUCAGCGAAACUCCACUUCACAGUGCAUGCACCUAUGGGAAAAAUCUGGACAUAGUAAGAUUCCUUGUGGAACAGCCAGGAGUUGAUGUCAACCACCAGGGACGAGACGGCCACACAGCAUUGCACAGUGCUUGUUACCAUGGUCACAUUCAGGUAGUCCAACUGUUACUUGACCAUGGAGCAAAUGUGGAGUUGGCCUGCAGUGAGGAUGUCAUCAGCAGCCACGCUCAGAGACAGACUUGCCUCGACUGGGCAGAAAAGGGAGGGCAUGAUGGGAUAGUGGCUCUUCUCAAGAAAGUGUCCCAGGAGAUGCUGCCAAGAAAUGGAGAAGACUAGGUGCAAGUCAAAAACUGUUGAAACUUCUCAGGCGUAACCCAGAAGUUGUCAUUCCAGAAGAGGUCAACAACCACACAUUCGUCAGAAUACAGACAUUUGAGAAACGAGAUUCCGGCCAACUUUGGAGUUUCUAUGUCCGUAGGCUUGCAUUGAAUACACAUGCCUGGCAAGGACUUGCGUGUCACGCAAGACCCAGUAAUGCUCAGCCAGCACUACAAAACUCAUUGCAUGAUAGGUGCAUAUCUUGCUGUAGUGGGCUUAGCUGUACAGUGGUCUUUGCCGUUUAGGAGUAGCUGCGCGAACACAGCCCACCGAAGUGCAGCAGUUGGUCCAUAUGGCUCCUGUAUUGGCUCCUGUAUUUGGCCUGUGUAGCGUUCGCUCUACCUAGGAUGUACGUGCAAUUCCAAGAUUUCUUCCAUCACCAUCUAGCACAAAGUAUUUAUAUUUAACAUGUUGUUAAAGUACAUUGGUAUGAAAAACCGAUUAAAGUACAUUGUUGUCUUAGAAUACUGCUGUAACAAGCACCACUCUUCCCUUUUGGUCCUGAUAGGUGGGCGUAAAAUACUUGCAUCACUGAAAUCUGACUUUUGGGGGGGAAAAAACAAACUUCAUGUCUGAAUUUUUGUCUGACAUUGGCAAAAGUGUCAUUCACUGCUCGUGCAUGAAACCGCACAUGCACUGAACAUGCUGAAGAAAACUUGCUGAUGCUCCAUGUGUAGCAUUUUGUAACCACCAUUCGUUCUGGAUAUCAUCUGUUUUGUGCAUUUACUUUUAUAAGGGAAUUAAUAUGUGCUUGGCUGAUUUUAAACAUUAUUAAAGACAGACCGAGCACAUAUUAAUUCCCAUUCAUAAAUACUAACAGUCAGAGAGUCAAAGGAAACCAAUAUGUGAUUAAUUUCCUAGGAUUCUGUUCAAGAAAUUUACUUUUAUUGUCCCAAACACCCCCGUUCAUUAGAUGGUAUAUACCUCGUUUAAGUAGUCCUGAAGAAUCUCCUUAUAUGGUCUUGGCUCGUGGGUGGCGAGUCAUGUGUGCCACGCAGACUCUUGAACAAUGGAAUUGCUAAAGCUGUCUUGUAUCUAGGUGCCAGCACGUCUUUUAUACAGUGGGCAUCAUGAAAUCGCAGUGGGCAUUAUCCAACGUUAAUUCAUGUACAUGAUCACAUUGCACGUUGUUGAACAGGGAAACUGUCUGAGGUAUUAGGAAUGUAUUAUAACACCUCACCUACAAAUUCUGUACCUUGAUUGGCUGAGAUCUAGUGAGAUGGCAUUCCUCGUACUUGGUACCUUACUGUGCAUAGCCAAAAGUAGAGCGUCCAUAGCAAGGAAAGAACUCUACAUGUACCUGCAACAACCAAAGUGAUAUCAUGGAAAGCAACCAGUGUUAUUUGUGCGUGUUGCCCGUUUCCAAGCACUAGUGCUACAGACCUGGGUUCGGUCAUUUUGUAAAGAGCAGUGUUGUAGUCGAGUCACCAAUGUCGAGUCUGUGUCAUGAAAAAUGUGACUUGUGUCCGAGUCCUGGACUUGAGUCAUACAACACUGGUUAAAAAAAAAUUCAGGAAAAUGCUGGCAGUGAAUUUUCAGCAUAUUCCAUAUUUGAAUAGAACAUUUUACUGUAUUUAAUCACUUAUCACACAAACAGAAUCUGUGGGAGUGGUGUUAUAAAACCAAAUAUUGACGACUUUAUCUCAGGAUGUAGUAAAGCUAGCCUUUCUCAGUGAUCCACAUAAUAUUGUACAUUCCCUUGGCUGUGCCUCAAGUAAAAAAGAAUUCUCCAUGGACCACCUGAUGAGGUUUCAGUGCAAAUACCAUUUUGAAAUUUAAAUACAAGCAAGGCAGCUGAAAAUUGCUGUAACAGAUUUUUGCUAUCCCAAACAACUUUGUUUCAGCCCCAUGGUGUUUGUUAUAGCAGGGUUCCAUUCUAUUACAAUGAAGUGACUGUAUACGAAGCAUUCAUAACAGUAAUACUUAAUCUCAUUGCUGUCAGCCACAAACAGUAUAGCCUCUUGAAGGUAAUAUUUUACUAAAAAGUGUAAAUUUAUACCAUGUCUGUCACUAAGGAAAGCAAUAUCUUAUGCUGGACAUUAGAUAAGCUGUUAACAUGUACAGUUAAUCCCUAGUUAAAUUGAUGGAGGAAAGUACCUAUUUUGAAAUGAGCAAGAAUGUCAUCCAUGUUGGUUCCGCUAUUGAACUUUACAAUUCGACAUAAAAAGAAAGAGUAUAGAAAGUGUACAUGUGUUCACCUUCACAGUGGAAAGAUUGCUUUUUCCUCUCAAAAUACAUGUACUUGUACUCUGUAGUUUGGAAGGAUUGCCACCAGUGUCGGGGGGGGGACUCUAGAUAUGUAAGGGCUAGCAUUCUCAGAAGUUUACAUCUGAUGUUUAGUUUAAUCGUUGCUUACAAGUUGGAACAAUCCCACCUUAGAUUGAAGAAGCAUGCGUCCAUCUCAAACAAGUUGGAGUUGCUCCAGUGUCCAUCAUGCAUUAACAACACUUUGUAGUUUAUGCUUUGCAAUGCAGAACAAAGCAAGUUACAAUAAAGCAUUAUGCUUUAAGAGUGUUUUUGUAAAAGGUGCAGGGUGUAACAAUUCCAGAAGCAAUACUGAAUUAUUUAAUUGACAGUACUUCAAUUCAUUUGCACACACCAGUAUUAUUUAUUUGUAUAUUUUGCAUUGUAUGUGUUUAAAGUAUUUUUUUUAGAAAGAAAAAAAAAAGGUAUUAAAAAUAUCAGGGUCUGUGAUGCGAAAGUACUGCGCUGUCCACUUGUAGUACAAAACGUGAAUGGUAUGUGUUGAAUAAGCCUGUUUCUUCAGAAUCUCAGUGUAAAUCAGUUUUAACCAAAAAAAAUAAUUUUACAUCUGCAUUUUUACUCGUUUGGAAACUGCCACUGUCAAGGUGGAAUACUUUUAACUUAGGUUGAUAAAUGUAAUGUGUAAAGAGUCCUAGGUGUAACCCAGCUUGCUGCUUCAAUCAAUUCUUGAGAAACUCUGAAAAACUGAAUCAUGUUAGUUACAUUGGCUCUGUUGCACAGAUUUCGACAACAGUAUAUGUGAAUAAUUUCUUAACGUCUAGUCUUUGGCAGUAAGUGUGUAAAUGAUGGCACAGUUAUUCUACUGGCGUUACUUUCUACCUCGAGUGCAUGUAUAUACUUCAGCAUUGAGACAUUCCACUCCACAGUUAAUUCAGAACCAUGGAUAGCUGGUCUGUUUACCCUAAUACAUGUAUGUAAUGUCUUGGAGCAGUGGUACGUCCAGGAUUGUUGGGAGAGGGGCUUCGUACGGGAAAUUAUCCAACAAAUUAUCCACCUCCGCCCGCAUUGGCACCACUGGAGAGUGGGACAUAUGGUUACUUAUUACGGUAGUAGCUUCAGAUGUCGGUGUGUAUUGUAUCUUCGUUUUUCAGAAAGUAUUAAAAAAAGAAGAAAAAAUAGUAAAGGGGGAGGCCCCCCUUGGAUGUGCCAUUGCUUAGAAGCACAGUGACCCGUUCAACCUGAUGAGAAGAAAAAUCUCAGAAAAUAAUUGGCAUUCAUUUUCACUCGUGAGUGCAGCAGCAAAUGGAAAUAUGGAUUAUUUUUGCACACUUCUUUAGAAGAUCUUUCAGAGUAAAGUUUGGAAAUCACAAGUUUCAGUUGUCUAACACAACAAAGUUGGUCUCCUAAGUUAGCUGGAGCCAAUCAAAUAGAAAUUGGAUGCUAAACCUGCAAGUUAUUGUUUUUGAGUAUGUUUUUAGUGACUUUUUACUCAUUCAGGUAAGGAAUGGUCACAGUUGCCUGCUUUUUAACAUUGCCACACAUUUAUGAUAUGAACAGCAGUAAAAAUGUAACUGUCACUUGUUGCUGUAACAUUCUCGCUUGUAUGUCAGUGGCUGCCAUCUGCUUGUAACAAGUGUAUAGUUCAGUUUUUACCAAUAAUAUAUAACAUACCUCAUUGCUUAUUGACGGAUCUGCCUGUAAUGGCCGCUCAUUUCUUCUUGCAGUGGAUUUCUUGUAAUUGUUUCGCGGUAUUUCCUUUUAGUGUUGUGUAAAUGUAAUCAAGUAUUGUUGUUGUUGCAAUUGCAUAUAUAGUUAUCUAAUACAUGUGUGUACAAAUUGGUGUAUUUAAUCUAUAUUUCGAUGCAUUUUCAAAAGACAAGAUCGUUCUUAUCUUGGCAGAAUCGCCGGGUUUGGUUUAUAAUUAUUUUCCACUUUGGCAAUUUAAGGAAACAGUGGAACCGACAGCCUAGUACCACUUCUUUUUGAAACCGUAAUUUCUCAGCAGCUUAAUAAAAUUGUGUUUGUUACACGGUGCUGGAAAAUAAAUGAUUCGUUGCAAUGAAAUCGUACUUUA